Molecule: messenger RNA, 678 nt
Organism: Thamnophis sirtalis
Lineage: Eukaryota; Metazoa; Chordata; Lepidosauria; Squamata; Natricidae
Source: RefSeq, a predicted model, not a curated record
CCUGUGAUUCCAACCAGCCCAACGAGCAGUUUCACCACGCCAACCAGCACAAUGGGUAUGAACUCCAAAAUGGACAACUCAACGCUGCAAGACGUAUUCAUCUUCUCCCCUGUGUCAGGACUUUAUGGCCCCAGGGAUGACAUUGGCCUUGUGUCGUGUGAUGAAAUCAGCAAAUACGGGAUUGGGAAGUCUGCCAUGAAAGGUUCUGAAUCUCCAAGCUACUUCCUGGAACAAGAAAGUGGAAAGUAUUACACGUUAAUUGAAGGCGAGGAUCAUCCCAUGAGUUCUGAAUAUGAAAGAGGUGAUCUGAGGCCAGUUUCUAUGCCAACAGAAUACAGCUGGAUAGGAGAUUCAAAGGAGCCAAACAUGUACAAGAGAGGUAGUCGUGAUUCUGAGAACUCGCUCCUACGAUACCUGAGUGAUGACAAGAUCUUAGUGAUCCAGGAAGAACCGUUGACCCAGAAAGAUAACAAGCGUGAUACAGGCCGGCGGUCCAGGAAGAAGGGCAAAAACAGUGGCAGUCCUAAUUAUCCUGUGAGCUCCUCCAUGAUGACCUCGUCUACUAAUGUACGGCUUGAACCGGGACAGCAGGAUGUCCUAAAUUUCUCCUUAGCUGAAAGCAACACCGUUCCCCUCUAUCACAGAACAGCCGACUCUGCCGGAGAUUCUGAAAGGUAA